AUGGGAAAUCGACCAAUACCAAACAAUUGGCCUUGGUGGAGCGUGAAAACUACAUCUGCAAAGGCUUGCGAAGACUCUUACUUGGAAAUCACGAAUGAAAAUCGCUCGAGCGAAUAUACAAACGUAACGAAAUUGAUAAAAAUACACCGUGUUAAUGGCGGAGGGAAGAAGCGUUGCUUUAACACCUGGUCAGACCUAUUUUAUGUACCCAAGAAAUUCAGUGAUCAGUGGCAGCGAAUUUCUUUCGUGUUUCAUAAAAAUCGAGUGUUUUUGGAAGUUGCAGUGCCGACGAUUAUGAGUUUUCUAGAUUUACAUGAUUCUUGGGAAAAGCAUUAUGGGCUAUAUCUGCCGGACAAGUAUGGCUCUAUUAAUUUUGCUGAUGGAAAAUUGGUCUGGAUAAAUUAUAACUAUGAUAUUAAAUUUAUACAUCCUGUUAAAUUUCUUGGGAAUGUAGCCAAACCGAAUAGAGAAAAGUUAAAAAAUGAUAUAAUUCCUUAUUCUAAACGGUUCACAAAAUGUUAG
Messenger RNA from Paramuricea clavata, 522 nucleotides. The record is from the annotation of a GenBank genome assembly. Lineage: Eukaryota; Metazoa; Cnidaria; Anthozoa; Malacalcyonacea; Plexauridae.